Messenger RNA from Saccoglossus kowalevskii, 1299 nucleotides. RefSeq names its product Golgi apparatus protein 1-like. The record is from RefSeq and is a predicted model, not a curated record. Gene Ontology annotation, molecular function: fibroblast growth factor binding. Gene Ontology annotation, cellular component: Golgi membrane. Lineage: Eukaryota; Metazoa; Hemichordata; Enteropneusta; Harrimaniidae.
AGAGUGUUUAAAAGAGAAGAAAAAUUCUCUGACAGAUUUAUGUCAUGUGAAGAUAUUUAACAGACAGAAAAUGGAAUCUAAGGAUCCAGAAAUGGAUUACACUUUUAUGAGAGUGUGCAAGAGAAUGAUAAAGCAAUUCUGUCCUGAUUCUAAUCCUAAAGAUGUUUUCCGCUGUCUCAAAAACCACAAGAAUGAACCAGCUAUGGAGCAAAAAUGUAAGAUGGUGAUUACAAGGCGACAAAUAACAAAAAAUACUGACUACAGACUGAAACCUGAGCUGCAAAAAGCUUGCUCUAAAGAUGUGCCAAAAUUCUGUGCCGAAGAACUAAAAAGUAAAAGUAAAAGUGAAGAUGAAUUCCAAGGAAUUAUCAUUGAAUGCUUGAAAAUAAAAUAUCGUGAACAUCGUUUGUCUCAAGACUGUGAGGGCCAGAUUCGAAUUACUAUGCAAGAUGCUGCAAUGGACUAUCGUUUAGAUGCGCAGUUAAAACAAGCUUGUGGUAAAACGAUAAUACGUCUUUGUCCUGACGAAUUGGAUCAGCCUGGUGGUGGUAGAGUGGAGGAGUGUCUUAAGGCAAAAUUGAACAGUGACGGAAUUACAGACGAGGUUUGUCGAAAGCAUGUGAUUCGACUUUUACAAGAAGGUAAAGCUGAUAUACAUGUUGAUCCUGUCUUGUAUAAGUCGUGUGCAUUGGACAUCAAACAUUUCUGUGCUGGAAUACCACCUGGUGAAGGAAGGCAAAUGUCUUGCUUGCUAGAAGCCCUUGAAGAUAAAUCUGUGCGCUUAAAUGAAGAAUGUCGCCAUAUGUUGACACAGAGAGUUGAAAUGUGGGAGUACGCUGCUAAGGUGGCACCUCCUGAAACUGUAGCAGAUCUUAUGCAACAGAUACAAAUGUCUCCGUCUCGUAACUAUUACAUCAUUAUACUUCUAUGUGUGGUCGGCUCUCUGUUUAUUGGUGGACUAUUCUGUGGACGUGCAACAAAAAGAAUUAAAGCAGAAUUGAAAAAUAAAUGAACUCUUUGCUACUAGCAACAUUGGGUUGGGGUCUACACUACCCUUACACAUUGUUUUUGUAAAAGUACAAAUUCUUCUUUCUUUAUUGUAAGCAGGUUUAUAUUUAUUUUUAUUCCGGGUCAAGUCUAUGCUGAUCACAUACUGGGAUCUUUUGACAUGUGGUUUUCCAAUAUGAGAUUUUUUUAAGGUUUACAGUGUCCAGAAUGGCAGCUAUAAAAUAAUCUCUUGUACUUGAGGGAAACUAAGGAAGAUGUGUUGGGUCUCUAGUAUAUCUAUGAUGUUAGUAG